UCUCGACCUGUUCUCGAUCGGGUCAGAGUGCGCAUUUACGACUCCCCCUAGCAGAGACAGCCAGUCGGUGUUGACAAACUGGAACGAACCAACGAGCCUCUUUGGCUUCUAUACGUGUCGAAUAAUCGAACAGAUCGUUUAUAUACCGUUAUUGAGAACGGCAACGACCAAACUCACGGAAACAUCAACACGAACAAACAUGCCGCUACCGAAAUUAUUUCACCGAUAAACGGUCUCGUCAGUCAGCGAUAUUUUCUUUCGGACGUGGUUUCACUUUUGUUAGUUUUCUUCUGUACACACGUGGAGAAGGUCAUUUCUGAUAACGGAGCACACGAUUUUUGGUCGCAAACAGGAUGUGGUCGGUUUUGCUGACCUUGGCAGUGACCGGUGCUCUGGGAGAAAUAGUGAACGUCCACGUGAACAAUGACACUCAGUUGAAAUUUGGUUUCGAAGUCGAUUACAACAAUAAUCAAUUUUUACUUGAUGGAAAACCAUUUCGUUACGUCUCCGGUAGUUUUCAUUAUUUUCGAACGCCAAGGCAGUACUGGAGAGAUCGUUUGAGAAAAAUUAGAGCAGCUGGACUAAAUGCCAUUUCUACUUAUGUGGAGUGGAGCCUUCAUCAGCCAAACGAGAAUGAAUGGCGUUGGACAGGUGAUGCGGAUUUAGUAGAAUUCUUGAAUAUCGCACAAGAUGAAGAUUUGUUCGUUUUAUUGAGGCCAGGUCCAUAUAUUUGUGCGGAAAGAGAUUUUGGUGGUCUUCCAUACUGGUUAAUGACUCGCGUACCAGAUAUAAGAUUGCGUACAAAUGAUCCACGAUACAUGCAGUAUGUGGAAAUAUAUUUAAACGAAGUAUUCACAAGAGUCAGACCUUACCUCAGAGGAAACGGAGGACCUAUAAUAAUGGUUCAGGUGGAAAAUGAGUAUGGAAGUUAUGCUUGCGACAGAGAAUACAUGAGUCGACUGCGGGACAUAAUGAAACAGAAUAUUGAAACGAAGGCACUUUUGUACACGACCGAUGGAGCGAGCACGUAUAUGCUUCGUUGCGGAUCUAUACCUGACGUUUAUACCACCAUAGACUUUGGAACGGGUGGAAAUGUGACGAAAAUCUUCGAACUCAUGCGCUUGUAUGAGCCAAAGGGUCCGUUAGUGAACUCUGAAUUUUAUCCCGGGUGGUUGACACACUGGCAAGAACCAUUUCAAAGAGUGAAAUCUGGGGCAGUUACGAAAACCUUGAAUGACAUGCUGGCCUUGGGUGCUUCUGUUAACAUAUACAUGUUUUAUGGUGGUACAAACUUCGGUUAUACAGCUGGUGCUAAUGGCGGCCAGAAUGCGUACAAUCCGCAAUUAACUUCCUACGACUACGAUGCUCCGUUAACUGAAGCCGGUGAUCCAACUCCAAAAUACUUUGAAAUUAGGAACGUUAUAGCCAGGUAUUUACCGUUACCAAACACAUCCAUCCCAACAGUGUCCCCAAAAGGGGACUACGGUUCAAUUCUUCUGUCGCCAGUGUUGAAAUUGUUCGAACCCCUCGGUCGACAAUUAUUUGGAACGAUAAGUGUCGAGGGAUCAGAACCACUGACGUUCGAAACUCUUGGGUUACCUUAUUGGUUGGUACUCUACGAGGCCGAUAUAGUAAGAACUACUUGGGAUCCUGCAAUACUACAUGCGUUAGUUCGAGACAGAGCAUUGGUGUACGUAGAUGAUCAACUGGUGGGAACCCUAAGUCGCACCAAUAAGAUGUACGAUCUUGCCAUAGAGGAACCUUACGGGCAGAAAUUGAAACUGCUGGUUGAGAAUCAAGGAAGACUGAACUAUGGAAACGGACUUCACGAUUUUAAGGGGAUUUCGAAUGUAUCGCUCAGUAAAAUUCCUCUUGGUCCUUGGAAAAUGACUGGAUUCCGUUUAGAUAGUGUUUACCCGCUUCGUUACGUUUCAUCUAUUAUAUCCGAGACUGGAACUCUUCGCAACAGUCCACUCUUCCUCAGAGGGACAUUCUCGAUCUUUGGUCAACCGAUGGAUACGUAUUUAAAUACUAUUGGCUGGGGUAAAGGAGUUGCCUUCGUGAAUGGAUUCAAUUUAGGUCGAUAUUGGCCACUUGCCGGACCUCAAAUGACGCUCUAUGUUCCUGCAUCUGUCUUGAAGUCAGGAGAAAAUGAAUUGGUGGUAGUAGAAUUGGAGUAUGUGCCGAACAGCAGAAAAAUGAAAUUACAGGACCAACCAAUCCUCGAUUAUAUGCCUCAAAAUUCAAGGGACGUAGAUAACUCGAACAAUAUUCGCGAUACGAUGUAAUUAUACUCUUUCUACGAUACAAAUUUUUAUCGAGCU
Molecule: messenger RNA, 2324 nt
Organism: Habropoda laboriosa
Lineage: Eukaryota; Metazoa; Arthropoda; Insecta; Hymenoptera; Apidae
Product: beta-galactosidase-like
Exons: 11
Coding region: 354-2288 (644 amino acids)
Biological process (GO): carbohydrate metabolic process
Cellular component (GO): vacuole
Molecular function (GO): beta-galactosidase activity
Source: RefSeq, a predicted model, not a curated record